This is a messenger RNA of Stylophora pistillata, 1848 nucleotides long. Its product is annotated as potassium voltage-gated channel subfamily A member 1-like. Gene Ontology annotation, cellular component: membrane; voltage-gated potassium channel complex. Gene Ontology annotation, molecular function: delayed rectifier potassium channel activity. The record is from RefSeq and is a predicted model, not a curated record. Gene Ontology annotation, biological process: protein homooligomerization; action potential; potassium ion transmembrane transport. NCBI's taxonomy places the organism in Eukaryota, Metazoa, Cnidaria, Anthozoa, Scleractinia, Pocilloporidae.
UGUCACCUUUAUAUUCAAAAUAUCCCUGCAGCUGUAUUCAAACCAAGAUCGCCUGUCAAGGCCAUUUUAAACACAUAAACACGUUCUUGUGCACCAUUUAAGAAUCAAACGAAUCACUUGUGGAGAAAUUCGCGAAAGGCGCCCACAAAAUUAAUAUUGUCGUGAUCGUUUCGGAGACAAACGAAAUUCUGCAUAUAUCACAGAGACUUCAGAUGCAUCCCUAAAUUGCAGUUAAGUUUGGAUCUUGCCUUGUGGGUCUUGAAAUUCCUUCAUCGAGACAAAGAAAGGAUGUUUUUGUAAAAUGGACGACCGUGUUGUUAUCAACGUCAGCGGAAUGACAUUUGAAACGAAAGAGGGGACAUUGAGCCGUUUUCCCGACACGCUUCUUGGAAGUCCAUCCAGACGACAGCAAUACUAUAAUCCUGUAGUACAGGAAUAUUUCUUUAAUCGCCACCGAGUGGCAUUUGAAUCAAUUUUAUUUUAUUACCAGUCAGGAGGAAGGCUUAUUUGGCCUGACGAUAUUCCUGCAAGCGUUUUUACGGAAGAGGUAGAGUUUUUUCAACUUGGGGAACAAGCUUUAAAGAGUGUUGCAAAGUGUUUGUAUCAAAACCGUCGUGUGCAACGCGCCGAGCCACCGCAAUGGACAUUUCAACGCCAAGUUUGGAAUUUAUUCGAACACCCCGACACUUCGAAUUUUGCCAGAGCUAUCGCAUUAUUCUCAGUUCUCAUGAUUGCUACCUCCGUGCUUAUCUCCUGCCUUGAGACCUUGUGCCAAUUUAGAGGAUGUUGCACCGAACUGAUGGACAAUAGCACUAACGUAACAUCAAGCAGCGAAAAAACUGAUCUGCCAGGCAAAGAACAGAAAAAUUGUACCCACGAAACUCCGGAAGUGUUCAUAGCCCUCGAAACGACUUGCUAUUCGUGGUUUUUACUGGAAUAUAUUGUGCGCUUUGCGGCGGCUCCAAACCGAUUGGAAUUUCUACUAUCGCCUUUGAACUUUGUGGAUUUGAUAGCCAUUAUACCUUUUUUUGCUAUUAUGAUCGGUGGAAAUCGCCGACUUGUGUCCUUAGCGGUUCCGCGAAUCGCCCGACUUCUUAGAAUAUUCCGUAUUUUAAAACUGACUCGAUAUUCGAACGGACUGAAAAUUAUGAUGUACACUCUCCGCGCAAGCCUUAACGAGCUAGAAAUGAUGAUAUUGUUCAUGUUUAUGAUAGUGAUUCUUUCCUCGAGUGCUGUUUUUUACACUGAUCUCGAAAUAGAUGGAAGUCAUUUUUCCAGCAUUCCUGAAGCAUUCUGGUGGAGUGUUACGACAGUGAGUACCGUUGGAUACGGGGAUUUUUAUCCCAAGUCAAGUCUUGGAAAAGUUGUUGGUGGCGUUUGUGCCGUGUUUGGCGUUUUAGCGUUUUCUUUACCAGUCAUAGCUUUUGCAAAAAAUUUCAACGCUUAUCUGAAAGGCGAGCCGAUUCGUAGACACAUCGAAAGUAAAACGAGACACAUUCGAGGGAAGCGCAAAACAAAUGAUUUAUCUUCCUAACUGUGGAAAACACUUCCGUGUACGUACUUUUUAAAAAUCCUUUUCCAGCGUUAAGUGUGAGGAUGCAACGCCAUGUAAAUGGUUUGGAAUAUCACCCGGCUAUCGCCAAAUUUUAGCAAUCGUAAAGUCGAUUGAUUUAACAUGAAAUAAAUCAAGGUGAGAAGUCGGUUUUAAACCGUUGUAUUUCAAAUCCGGCCGUCUAUGCGUUGAAAGAAAACAAUGGAAGUAAGAGUAAUUUCAUCCACGCUACUAGUUCAUCUUAGUAUAUAACAGCACAGACAUGUUUUAUGAAUAUUUUAUCUUCCUACGAGAUA